GUAUCUUUCGAGUCAUGUGAUGUUCCUGGCUCCUUACCUGAUGUUUACCUGGCAGCAGGGAAACCAGCAAAUGCGGAUAUAUUGGCUGCUUGUUAGUUGGUUCUUGGCCUGAGAAAGCUCUUUCAUUCAAAGAAAGAAGCAGCAAGACUGGAAUAUCAGCUUUUGAGGUCGAUCUUUUCUGCUUCCUUUUCAGACAUCAUGGUUUGGACAAAUGGCACAAGUCUCUAUGCCAGAUUUCUUAUGUGGUUUCUUCUGUAUAUGGUUGUCAGGAAGGUAAUGCCUGAAGAUAACAUCAUUACAACUAAAAAAGGCAGAGUCAGAGGGAUGAGCCUGCAGGUACUGGGGGGAACUGUGACAGCCUUUCUUGGAAUACCUUAUGGACAGCCACCCAUUGGCAAACUGAGAUUUCAAAAACCAGAGCCUCGUGAGAAGUGGUCAGACGUAUGGGAUGCCACAAAACAUGCAAACUCUUGUUACCAGCUUAUAGAUACAACUUAUCCAGGAUUUCCUGGAUCAGAGAUGUGGAAUCCAAAAACUAACCUAAGUGAAGACUGCUUAUACCUUAAUGUAUGGGUCCCUUCUCCCAAACCCAAGAAUGCAACUGUCAUGGUGUGGAUAUAUGGUGGUGGCUUUGAGACUGGGUCAAGUUCCCUACCAGUCUAUGAUGGCAGGUUUCUGGCCAGAGUAGAAAGAGUCAUUGUAGUUUCCAUGAACUACAGGACUGGUGCAUUAGGAUUUUUGGCUUUGCCAGGAAACAAGGAAGCUCCUGGAAAUGCAGGUUUAUUUGAUCAAAGAUUAGCACUUCAGUGGGUCCAGGAGAACAUAGCAGCAUUUGGAGGCAAUCCGAAAAGUGUGACUAUAUUUGGAGAGAGUGCUGGCUCAGCUUCUGUCAGCUACCAUAUCCUUUCUCCUAAAAGCCAUCCUUUAUUCACAAGAGCCAUCAUGCAAAGUGGAUCUGCAAAUGCCCCUUGGGCUGCAGUAACAGCAUCUGAAGCCAGAAACAGAACAGUAGCUUUAGCUAAACAACUCCAGUGUCCCACCAGCAAUGAGAAAGAGCUAAUUCUCUGCCUCAAAGACAAGGACCCAAAGGAUAUAGUGGAGAAUGAAAUUUUUGUUGUAGCAUAUCACUCUCUUUUGCAAAUCUUUUUUUGUCCAACUGUGGAUGGUGAUUUUCUCUCUGACAUGCCAGAAACAUUGAUUGAGAAUGGCCGUUUCAAACAAACACAGAUCUUAGUUGGUGUUAAUAAAGAUGAAGGAUCAGCAUUUCUAGUAUAUGGAGUCCCUGGCUUCAGCAAGGAUAGUGAUGGCUUGAUCAAUAAAACAGAAUUUGAAACAGCUUUAACUGUGUCCUUUCCAGAAGCAAGCCAACUUGCCAUAGAAUCUAUCAUUUUUCAGUACACAGAUUGGGAAAAUGAGCAAAAGCCAGAACAGUACCGUGAUGCCAUGGAUGACGUUAUUGGUGACUACAACAUAAUAUGUCCUGCAAUAGAAUUCACAAAAAAAUUUGCACACCUAGGACACAAUGCAUUCUUUUAUUUCUUUGAACAUCGAUCCUCAAAGCUCCCUUGGCCAGAGUGGAUGGGAGUAAUGCACGGUUAUGAGAUCGAGUUUGUGUUCGGAUUGCCCCUAGAAAGAAGAGUGAAUUACACCAAAGCUGAAGAAAUCUUAAGUCGGUCCAUGUUGAGAUACUGGGCGACUUUUGCAAAAACUGGAACUCCAAAUGGGACCCUGAUAAAUGGAACAAGGUGGCCAGUCUUCACUAGUACUGAACAAAAAUAUUUGACAUUAAAUACUGACACUUCAGAGAUACUGACAAAAUUACAUGCUCAGCAGUGUCGAUUCUGGAAUAAUUUUUUUCCAAAAGUCCUGGAAAUGACAGGAAAUAUUGAUGAAGCAGAACGAGAGUGGAAAGCAGGAUUCCAUCGCUGGAACAAUUACAUGUCAGACUGGAAAAAUCAAUUUAAUGAUUACACUAGCAAGAAGGAGAGAUGUUCAGGCUCUAAUUAAUAUGUUUACCCUUGCCAGUAUGUCCAUAUUACUGUUCAUCAGGGAAAUAUACAAGUAGCUUUCUAACACAUCUAGCAUUAAGUAUGUUAUGCACAUUAAGAAAGUGUUAUGAACAUAAUUUUGAUUCCCCAGAUAUUUCAUUUCUAUUUUACCUCAUAUCUCAAUAAAAAAUAUAAGGCAUCCACACAUCACUGGGUUAAACGGGAUCAUAGAGAUUAAAGUCUGAAGAUUAAUGAUUUACAUAUUAUAAACACUAGCUGCUUAAAUUCACAUUUCAAAUAAACAAUGGAAUCUGUUAUUGAAAAAUCA
This is a messenger RNA of Neopsephotus bourkii (Bourke's parrot), 2316 nucleotides long. It is a transcript of the gene BCHE, whose product is annotated as butyrylcholinesterase. The transcript has 4 exons. NCBI's taxonomy places the organism in Eukaryota, Metazoa, Chordata, Aves, Psittaciformes, Psittacidae. Gene Ontology annotation, cellular component: plasma membrane. The record is from RefSeq and is a predicted model, not a curated record. Bases 199 to 2007 code for a protein of 602 amino acids. Gene Ontology annotation, biological process: choline metabolic process; acetylcholine catabolic process. Gene Ontology annotation, molecular function: acetylcholinesterase activity.